Saprolegnia parasitica CBS 223.65 is the source of this 318-nucleotide messenger RNA. RefSeq lists its product as hypothetical. The record is from RefSeq and is a predicted model, not a curated record. Lineage: Eukaryota; Oomycota; Saprolegniomycetes; Saprolegniales; Saprolegniaceae. The transcript has 2 exons. The annotation marks the transcript as partial.
AUGGAGCUGCCAGCCAAGACCACCGACGCCACGGACGCUGUCGUCGUGACCGUCGCUGCGUCGGCGCCCGCCAGCGACGAGGCCAUCCCGGUGUUGCCGUCGAGUCCAUUCUGCUGCUUCUACUGCCUCGACGACGGCAACGGACCGGAGCGGUCGGCGACCGAGCUCAUUGCGCCGUGCGCGUGCGCCACGUACAUCCACCGCGACUGCUUGGAUACGCUUCGCAUCUCCAUACGCUCCUCCGAGUCGGGCGAAGAGGCCGAGUACAAGCGCUUGAUGCGCAACGCGCAGCUGCUUCGCUUCCUCUUCGUGCUUGGC